This is a messenger RNA of Mitosporidium daphniae, 564 nucleotides long. RefSeq lists its product as uncharacterized. NCBI's taxonomy places the organism in Eukaryota, Fungi, Microsporidia. The transcript has 2 exons. Gene Ontology annotation, biological process: protein dephosphorylation. Bases 1 to 564 code for a protein of 187 amino acids. The record is from RefSeq and is a predicted model, not a curated record. Gene Ontology annotation, cellular component: nucleus. Gene Ontology annotation, molecular function: protein tyrosine phosphatase activity.
AUGCAAGAAUCCACUGAAACCCGUUUCCCUACCGCUACCACCUCUCCAUCUCCUUUGCUAAAGGGCUCGCAGCUUUCACCACAGCUUCGGUUGGUUAAUCCGCCUUGCCUGAUCGUUUAUCGUGAGAUGCGCUUUCUUCUGAUGGAUGCCCCUUCAGAGCUGACCGUGCCCCUUUACAUCAAGGAGAUGCAUCGACACAAUGUCACCGAUCUUGUACGGGAUUGGAUCUUUCCAGAUGGUGCUGCGCCGCCAGGGGCUAUCGUUCACCAAUGGCUUGCCUUGUUGAAACGCACCUUUUCCUUGCACGCAGCCGACUCUUUAGAAGAGUAUGAUGAGGAUACGACCAGAUCUACCGUUGCUGUCCACUGUAUUGCAGGUUUAGGACGCGCUCCUGUCCUGAUUGCCAUUGCACUCAUUGAACACGGGAUGGAUCCUUUUGAUGCUGUGCUUUUCAUCCGCAGAAAGCGGCGGGGUGCUAUUAAUCAGAUGCAAUUGAAGUUCUUGGAGACAUACUACCACAGGCACAAGCGUGCAAAGACUGCUCCUCGGUGCAGCCUCAUAUGA